Bipolaris victoriae FI3 is the source of this 1650-nucleotide messenger RNA. RefSeq lists its product as hypothetical. The transcript is spliced from 6 exons. NCBI's taxonomy places the organism in Eukaryota, Fungi, Ascomycota, Dothideomycetes, Pleosporales, Pleosporaceae. The coding region runs from base 1 to 1650 and encodes 549 amino acids. Gene Ontology annotation, molecular function: DNA-binding transcription factor activity, RNA polymerase II-specific; DNA binding; zinc ion binding. Gene Ontology annotation, biological process: DNA-templated transcription; regulation of DNA-templated transcription. The record is from RefSeq and is a predicted model, not a curated record.
AUGGGAGAAGUGUCAUCUGAGCGAGGCUAUGCUCUCCAACACCAAACUUCAGGCGAGAACAUUAUGAUACGGAAAAAACAACUGCCACGGCUGCAAAGCCAGCCCCUUUCUUGUACAAAGUGUCGAGAACGGAAGGUGAAGUGUGACCACACGAAACCAUGUCCAGCCUAUUGUGUUCGUGGUCUUCCCCGUGAAUGCCACUUCAUAACUGAAGACGGCAAUUACACCCCAAUUCAGCAAAGUUACGAACUCCGUAAACUUCGGGCCGAGAAUGUUCGACUGAAGGAGCGAUUUCGCGUACUCGGUAUACCAAUAUAUGAUAAUCAAUCUGAUCACACCUCACCUCCAGAGUCUGAGUGGCAAGACAGCAUAUACUUUGGUUCACCCGGAAUAGCCACUGUCAUCAAUGAUUUUAGUUCGGUCAACACUGACAACCCGACAACAUUGACACACAUAAUACCACGUCCAGUAGACAUAUUCACAUCGGAAGACACCCCAGCGUAUGCAUUUGCCACGCUCUUCAGUGCUUCUUCUGGAGAAUGUAUUCCACAAUUGCUCAGUUGUCUCCCCGCAAAACCUGAGUUGUCAGAAUACAUGGACGUAUUUGAACAUAGUGUGAGCAUGCGUAUCCCUGCAGAAGUAUCCAGAGUUGAGACAGAGCGUUUUCUAUCAGAUGCUAAGAGUAACUCUCACUCCUGUCCGAGUAUGCUGGCAUUGAUUCUCGCAGUCAUUGCUCUUGGCGCGCAGCACUCGAUAUGGGGAAAGAACGGCAGCUGCGAUGCCGCUAAAAUGGAAGUAGAGGCGCAGAGAGGUAACGUCUACAUUGCCGCAUCAAUGCAGGCUUUACGAUUGGCUUCGUUCAUGCACAAGCCGUCUCUGGUGGCCAUCCAAACACUCAUAUUGAUCGGAAAGUACUUGGCCAAUAGUGGAAGAUUCUUAGACGCAUUCAUACUAUUCGGCACUACUAUCAGAUUGGCUCAUUCUAUCGGUCUACAUUGCAACCCGAAACAUCUCACAUCCUUCUCCCUAACUGAAGCGGAGGUCGCAACGCGUCAAAAGAUUUGGUGGUACAUGCUCCGAAUCGACGAGGAGUAUUCCAUGACAUUUGGGCGACCACUGGGAAUCAGCAGCAUUGGCGCUUGUUCCUGGCCCCAGGAACUCAUAACAGAUCCCAAUAUGCUGCGGCUCGGAGAUUUCAUAAUGCAAUUCACCGUGCUUUCUAGGCAGAUUCUGCGCAGCGAUCGACUCAAUGAUUCUCAGGUCGAUGAGUUCACAAAAGAGCUUUGCGGUUUGUUGGAGACGAUGCCUGAAACACUUCAGUUUGAUCUUGCUUGGAUUGAUGCGGAAAGCACAUCGUCACAAAGCCUCUGGUCACUCAGGACCAUAGCGACCGAACUCGAAGGAAACAGCGUGCAUAAACUUGCGAGGAUCGCGGUUGAAAAGAUUAGUCGAGGCCUCCAGACGCUGCACGACAUUGUUGCACAAUCACCACACGGCAAUAAUCAAAGCCACGAUCGGCAAGAACACCAUACUGCCGGGUAUGGAGCUGAGGAAGACGGGGUAUCACAAGGAUGGACUGGGAUUGAAAACGUCAUGGGUCAUACUGGCAUGCAGCUGUUAGAGACCUAUGAUCUAGGAAUACCAUCAUAA